Molecule: messenger RNA, 954 nt
Organism: Pogoniulus pusillus (Red-fronted tinkerbird)
Lineage: Eukaryota; Metazoa; Chordata; Aves; Piciformes; Lybiidae
Product: taste receptor type 2 member 8-like
Exons: 1
Coding region: 1-954 (317 amino acids)
Biological process (GO): G protein-coupled receptor signaling pathway; sensory perception of taste; detection of chemical stimulus involved in sensory perception of bitter taste
Cellular component (GO): membrane
Molecular function (GO): bitter taste receptor activity; G protein-coupled receptor activity
Source: RefSeq, a predicted model, not a curated record
AUGGCAGCCUGUUUCUCUCAAGAGAAAUUCAAUGUCACUUCCUACGAUGCCAUGGCUUUUGCCAUCAUCACACUUCAGACGCUUGCUGGCUUGUGGAUAAACGGCUUCAUUGUUUGUGUGCUGUGUGUCACUUGGGUGAAGAAGAAGGUUUUUAACUCAAAUGAGAAGAUCCUGAUGUUUCUGGGAUGCUCCUGCUUCUGGGAUUUGUGCACCACAUGGGUGUUUUCGAUUGUUUCAGUGACUUAUCCCCAGUGCUUACUUGUUAACCCCAUGCCCCAAAUCGUUGCAGCUAUCCUCAGCUUUUUUUAUACUUCCAAUACGUGGGCUUCUGUCUCUCUUUGUGUCUUUUAUUGUGUCAAAAUUGCAAAUUUCCAGCACACCUUCUUCAUCUACCUGAAGAGAAAAAUUGACAGGAUUGUACCUUGGCUGUUCUUGGUUUCAGUGCUUUUUGCACUGAUUACAGGAAUCCUUGCUUAUGACAUAAGCUACAGAGCAGUCUUUCCGAACCUGAAUUCUACUGCCCCGAUGUAUUUGUGGAAUAUUCGCAUUAUGAUGGAUGAGCACACGUUUGCCCUGUUUUGUAUCACUGGGUUCCUAUCAACCACUUCAUUCCUGACAGCCAUCAUUUCUGCUCUUCUCCUCCUCUUUUCUCUCUGGAAACACAAAUGCAGGAUGCAGGCAAGCUCAGUGAGGAACAUCACCAUGGAUGCUCAUACUAAAGCCAUGAAAUCUAUACUGUCCUUUGCCUUCAUUUACAGCAUUCACUUUACAGGAUAUGUCUUGUCAAUAAUUAAUGCUAACAAGACACAAUAUGCUUUGAUAUUUCUUAGUUUAAUAUUUCAGUAUGUUCUCCCAAUUGUUCAUUCCCUUAUUCUGAUUUUGAUCAAUCCAAAACUGGAAAAGACAUUUAUAAGGACACUCUCCUGUUUCAGGUGGGAGCUCUGCAAGGAGUAG